CUUCAGACGCAUUCAUGGUUCUCAAGCCAACGUGCUCUGCGUAACCCAGUAACUUUGACGCUCCUCAAUAGCCAUGACGCUCACUAUUGGAGCUUUGAACGUGUACCCGAUUAAAAGCUGCCGGGGUGUUGCUCUGCAGUCGGCCAUCCUCACAAAUGCCGGCCUUUUGUAUGACCGAGAAUGGAUGGUCGUUCGCGAAGACACCGGCAAGUUCAUUUCACAGCGUGAAAAGGAGGCGCUAGCACUUGUGGAGAUCUCCCUCCCACCGGAGGCUCUGACCCUGCCGCAGCCCCCCGGCAACACCGAGGCAGCCGCCGCCGCAGCAGCUCCCCUCCUCCCUCCGCAGCCCCCCGCAGGCGCUGUCAUGACGGUCACAGCUCCCGGCAUGCCGCCGCUCCAGGUGCCCCUGCAGCGCCGAGCCGAUUGCCAAAUCAGGCAGGUGACCGUGUGGGAGUGGACGGGUGCGGGUGCGGACGAGGGCGAGCAGGCGGCCGACUGGUUCAGCACCUACCUGGGGCUGCCGGCGCGGCUGGUGCGCUACCUGGGGAGCGGGGGCAGCAGGGGGGGCAGCGGGGCCGGCAACAGCAGCGGGGACAGCGGCAGCAGCGGCAGCAGCGGCAGGGGGGCGGCGGGGUCGCGGGGGCAGGAUGCGGUGGAGGGCAGCAAGGGCAGUGGCGGCGGUGGUGGUGAGGGCGGUGUGUUGCCGCUGGUUCGCACCACCGAGGCGGCCUAUGCGGUGGACUACGAGACGCGCUUCAGCGAUGGCUACCCCAUGCUGCUGGCCACGCAGGCUGCGCUGGCCGACCUGAACAGCCGGCUGACCGAGCCGCUGCCCAUGAACCGCUUCAGACCUAACAUUGAGGUUGCUGGCUCCGACCCCUGGGCGGAGGACGGCUGGCGGGACAUCGAGGUGCGCUGCUCCGAGGACGGACGCACGCUGCGGCUCACCUCCGUCAAACCCUGCGCCAGGUGCAAGAUGCCCACCAUCAAUCAGGCCACCGGGGAGGUGGGGGACGAGCCCAUGGACACACUGGGAGUCAUCAGGUCCGGCAAGCAGCUGGGUUGGAACACGGGCGGCAACAAGGCCUGGACGCACUGCGCGUUCUUUGGGUGGAACGUGGUGUCACGCGGCACGGGGGUGCUGCGAGUGGGGGAUGUGUUGACCCCCGUUAGCACGCAGAUGCACCCCGCGGCGCUCACACCCGCGAUGUGAGGAGGGGGAGAAGAAUAACCAAUGUGUUGAAUGAGAAUGGCAAAGAGGAG
Astrephomene gubernaculifera is the source of this 1263-nucleotide messenger RNA. NCBI's taxonomy places the organism in Eukaryota, Viridiplantae, Chlorophyta, Chlorophyceae, Chlamydomonadales, Astrephomenaceae. The record is from the annotation of a GenBank genome assembly.